Messenger RNA from Glossina fuscipes, 1773 nucleotides. It is a transcript of the gene Tango10, whose product is annotated as BTB/POZ domain-containing protein 17. NCBI's taxonomy places the organism in Eukaryota, Metazoa, Arthropoda, Insecta, Diptera, Glossinidae. Gene Ontology annotation, molecular function: protein binding. The transcript has 4 exons. The record is from RefSeq and is a predicted model, not a curated record. The coding region runs from base 161 to 1663 and encodes 500 amino acids.
AAUAAACCCAAUUAAAAAAAUUGUUAAUUGCAAAUAUCGUAUGAAUUGUAUAAAUUUUGAGAAAUUAUUAAUCAUGUCAAAAAAUUAAAUAAAGGAAGGUGGCCAAAUAAAGUUGGAAUAUUUAGUCUCAGGUAAAGACGGAGAACAUAUUUUAAAGUUGAUGUACAAUAGCCUGGAAAUAAAAAUGUCAACUAAAUUGGAACCGGAGGAGCAAAAUAGUCAAGAUUCUAAUAGCGUGCAAGUUAUGAAUAAUUCUAACAGUGUGCUUGAGAAGAUUGCUAAUCUAUAUGCCGAGCAGUUAAUGUCCGAUAUUAUAUUGGUGGUGGGAGAAGAACAAUAUCCAGCGCAUCGAGUUAUUUUAUGUGCCAGUAGCGAUGUGUUUCAAGUUAUGUUAAUGAAUCCCGAAUGGAAUGAAUGCCGCAAACGUGUUAUUGAAUUGGUAGAGGAGCCCUGCUGUGAAGCCGUAUUCCCACAAUUUUUAAAAUACUUAUAUGUGGGUAAAAUGAAUAUAUCACUUAGUACGGUGAUGCCUAUGCUCGUUUUAGGACAUAAAUAUAAUGUUAAAGACUUAGUGGAACUAUGUGUGGAUUAUAUGAUGAAGCACAUCGCAAAAGCUGCUACACAAGGCUUUUUGAUUUCUUGGUUGCAAUAUACAAUCGCUUUUACACCACAGCACAUAGAGCUAACGGAGGCUUUAAAACGUUUUCUAAAAUGGAACCUUGAAAUGGUGUCCGAGGCAAGAGAUUUCGUCGAAAUGGACGAAGCUGUAAUGGUGCUGUUAUUGCAACAAAACGACUUAGUAGUCAGUAGCGAAUAUCAACUGUUUAGCAUACUUCAAAAUUGGUUACUGCGGCGCAAAGAUUUAAUUGACAACGAUGAAAAUAUACCGGGCAAUGAGAAACAGGAACAUUUUAUUAAUCUUAUCGAGCAAACCGUUUUCCAUAUACGAUUUCCGAUGAUGACACCACGUGAAUUAGCCCAUCUGCUUAUAUUUCCGAUUCUGGAACAUCAUAAAGAAUUCAUAGUACAACGUUUAGCAAUUGGCAUGUCGUAUCAAUCCGGUCAAGAAGAGCGCGUAAUGGAAAUACGAAAUAGUCCGGAAGGCUGUUUGCAAUUUACACCCCGUCUAUAUUUGAAUGACACAUGGAGCGUCGGAAUUGAAGUGCAGAAUUUUAAUCGGCUCGAUAAUUACGUCUACUAUGUAAAAUGCUUUUUUUCGCAAGGUCAUAUUGCUGAGACAGAAGAUGAUCAACCUAUAACUUGGGAGAUAGAAUUCUAUCCAAAAGGUGUAAAAUACGGUAGAGCUAAAAUGGUUUGGGGAGAAGACGUGCCCGAAGUCUCACUAAAUACUGUACGCUUAAGGGUAACUUGUCGGUAUCCGCAAAUAGAGGAGCAACGUUUCAAAAUUGCUGCUCUCAUUACGGGUGUUCAGAAUAAAGUCAAUCAUAUAUUAACGUUACACGAACGUACCGAGUACUUUUCCCGCGAACACAGAAUUCUUAACAUGGACAAUUUAAUCCCGUACGACGAAUUGGCUUUAUCUUCCAUAAAUCUAUCGCCUCAUUUAGUGGGCCCUAAACGCAAUGAUUUAUUAUUACAAGUUAUAAUAGCUCCAAUGGGCCCCUAUACCUGCCGCGAAGCUCCGCCAUUUGAUUUUAAAUAAAUCAGGAAAAUGUUUCGCAUCACCCCGUAUAAUAUUUAUUUCUUAUCUUUCUUAUAUUUCGUUCAAUGUAAUGAAAACUAAGUCAAACAUUUGUCGCAUUAUAUAAUUUU